Messenger RNA from Akanthomyces muscarius, 1836 nucleotides. RefSeq lists its product as uncharacterized. Gene Ontology annotation, biological process: positive regulation of actin filament depolymerization; actin filament depolymerization. The transcript is spliced from 2 exons. NCBI's taxonomy places the organism in Eukaryota, Fungi, Ascomycota, Sordariomycetes, Hypocreales, Cordycipitaceae. Gene Ontology annotation, cellular component: cortical actin cytoskeleton. The coding region runs from base 1 to 1836 and encodes 611 amino acids. The record is from RefSeq and is a predicted model, not a curated record. Gene Ontology annotation, molecular function: actin filament binding.
AUGGCCUCCCCUGCUAUUACAAUUAACCAGAUCCUGGCUGCGGCUCCCGCCACAACCCGUGGCCAGCCGACGCAGCUGUCGACGGACAGCAAGGGCCAGCGCAUAGCUUACGCGUCUGGAAAAUCCAUCUUUGUCCGAUCCAUCGACUCGCCCGACGACUGCAAGGAAUACACCGGCCACACCGCCGCCACGACCGUCGCCCGCUUCGCCCCCAACGGCUUCAAGGUCGCCAGCGGUGACGCCGCCGGCACCCUGCGCGUCUGGGAGCCCGAGAGCAUCGGCAACGCCGGCAAGGAGUACAGCAUCAUCUCGGGCCGCCUCAACGACAUUGCCUGGGACGGCGAGUCGCAGCGCAUCAUUGCCGUCGGCGACGGCCGCGAGCAGUUUGGCCGCUGCAUCACCGCCGACAGCGGCAACUCGGUCGGCGAGGUCAUUGGCCACAGCAAGGCCGUCAACGCCGUCGCCAUGAAGAGCCAGCGGCCCUUCCGCGCCGCCACCGUCGGCGACGACGGCAACAUGGUCUUCUACCACGGCGCCCCCUACAAGUUCAACGACAAGAGCACUCAGCACAGGGGCUUCGUCUUUGCCGCGGCGUACUCGCCCGACGGCAGCGCCCUGGUCACGGUCGGCGCGGACAAGCGCAUCCAGCUGUACGACGGCAAGACGGGCGAGCCAGGCAAGCAGAUUGGCGAGGGCGAGCACACAGGCUCCAUCUUUGCCGUGUCGUGGUCGCAGGACGGCAAGAAGAUUGCCACGGCGAGCGCGGACCAGAGCGUCAAGGUCUGGGAUGUCGAGUCGGGCAAGGCCACGCAGAGCUGGAAGUUUGGCGACGGUGUCAGUGUCGGCGACCAGCAGGUUGGCGUGGUUAUCCCCCACGGCCGUAGUGAUGGUCUCAUCAUCAGCUUGAACUUGCGAGGCGAGCUCACCUAUCUGCAAGAGGGCAAAGACGAGGCUGUGAGAGUGGUCCAGGGUCACGACAAAGGCAUCACUACCAUGAUCCGCACGUCGGAUAACAAGGGCGCGGCGUUGUGGACGGGCAGCUUCGACGGCCGCGUCUGCCACUGGGACAUCAAGACCGGUACCGCUACAGUCGUCGACGGCCAGUCGCACACGAACCAGAUCGCCCAGCUGGCUGGUGCAUCUGGCAAGGCAUACAGCGCUGGCUGGGAUGAUACGCUCAGAACGGUGGACGAGGCCGCCAAGACGUUCCUCGGCGAGAGCGUCACCCUGCCCGCCCAGCCCAAGGGUGUUGCUGCGGUGGAUGGCAUCGUAUACGUCGCUACGAUAUCGGGUGUCGCCGCUUAUAGCAACGGAAAGCUGCUCAAAGAAACGUCCACCACAUACACACCAGGCGCGAUUGCGGCCGCCAAUGGCUUCGUCGCCGUCGGCGCCGACCAAAACUCGGUCAAGGUGUACAAGGCCGACUCGAGCGGCGCGCUGCAAGAGGUCCAGAGUCUCGCCAACUCGACAGGCGCCGUUUCCUCGCUCGCCUUUUCCCACGACGGCGCGCACCUGGCCGCGGGCAACAGCGUCGGCAAGAUUUACGUGUACAAGGUCGGCGGCGAGUGGGAGGUGGUGGCGGACCGCUGGUCGGCGCACACGGCCCGCGUCACCUGCAUCACCUGGGACGACACGGGCGCGUACGCGGCCAGCGGCAGCCUCGAUACCAACGUGUUUGUCUGGUGCCUCGAGAAGAAGAACCAGGGCAAGCGCAUCAAGGCGGCCAAUGCCCACAAGGACGGCGUCAGCGGCGUGGCGUGGAUCGAGGGCGGCAGGCUUGCGAGCGCGGGUAACGACGCGACGGUCAAGAUUUGGGAUGUGCAAAACUUGCCAUAG